AUGACUAAAACAUUAGGUACAACAUGGCAAGCGCUUUCUGACAGUCUAACAUUUACGAUCAAAGAGUUAAGUCAAACUAAGGUUACAAAAAGGCAGAUCUUAGCGGAGACUGCACAGAUAUUUGACCCAUUAGGUCUCAUUAGUCCAUGUAUCAUUAUAGCGAAAAUCCUUCUGCAAGAAUUAUGGUUGCAUAAGUUGUCAUGGGACGAAUCACUUCCCCUUGAUUUACAUAAUAAAUGGUUAUCCUUUCGUCAACAAGUUCGAAACUUAGGUCAAAUCAGAAUACCUCGAAACGUCAUAAGCGAAGAUUAUAUAGAAGUGCAACUGCAUGGUUUCGCAGACGCGUCACAAAAGGCAUAUGGCACAUGCAUCUAUUUACGGUCUCAAGAUUCUGAAGGAAAUAUUCAUACAGCAUUAUUGUGCGCAAAGAGUAGGGUGGCUCCCCUUAAGCAACAAACAAUUCCGCGUUUAGAGCUUUGUGCAGCUCUCACUCUCGCGCGUUUGGUCGCCAAGGUCAUUGAAUCUCUGGAAGUAGUUUUUGAUAAAAUUGUUUGUUGGAGCGACUUAUCAAUAGUUCUCAACUGGUUAAGGAUGCAGCCGAAUGCGUUACAAGUAUUUGUAAUGCAUUCGGUGUAUGCGGCAAACCGCAUAGCACAAAUACAACAUCUAACAGGUUCGCGUGAGUGGCGACACGUUCCUACUAUAGACAAUCCAUCGGACUGUCUUUCACGUGGUCUAUCAGUAGAUAAACUAAUACGCUCAGAACUUUGGUGGUAUGGUCCGUCGUUUUUAGUAAAAAAUGAGACUGAAUGA
This is a messenger RNA of Wasmannia auropunctata (little fire ant), 813 nucleotides long. RefSeq lists its product as uncharacterized. The transcript has a single exon. NCBI's taxonomy places the organism in Eukaryota, Metazoa, Arthropoda, Insecta, Hymenoptera, Formicidae. The coding region runs from base 1 to 813 and encodes 270 amino acids. The record is from RefSeq and is a predicted model, not a curated record.